UCACGGAACGCGCGCACGCCGCAACUGUAGCCAUGGAGACGCCGGGUCAACAAAUCUUCCAUGACUACUUUUCUAGGCACUAAGAGAACAGAACAUCCCGGCGGUGAGCAAGAGCAAUAGUGGCAGCCUUAGUAAGAAAUAACAUCCAGUCUGAUUGAACACAGAAAAAAAAAUGUCAACCGAACAAACAAACCAAAGUAUAGAUGUAGCUCAGCAAACUGAUUCUGAGAAUAUGACAAAACCAGAUGAUGAACUGGCACAGGAACUUUCUGAAGAUGACAUUGUGGAUAGUGAUGACAUUUUGACACAACAGAACAUUUUGCAGAAAGAAAACCCUAGCACAGGAUAUCCAGAGAAGGAACAACAGUCAUGUUCCGAGACAGGGAUAGAGUUAGAUAUGGAACACAUAGAACCACACAGAGAGCAGGAGGUUAAAUAUCUGGACAGCACAGCCAUUGAUGUAGAGAAGUCAUCUCUUGAGGAGAGACUAAAUGCUAAGGAAAACGACCAUAUCGUUUUAAAUUCAGUUGAGAAUUUAACUAAAGAUGAAGAAUGGACAGAGGAAGUGGGAGACUGUAUACAAAUGGACAAUCCAGCAGAUCAAGGUUCAAGCAAGUCUAGACAAGAACACGUGCUUGAUGUUCAACAAGGAGAGGAUCUGGCAAAUUGUCACAUGGCAAUAAAAGAAGAAACUCCCGAGGAUCAUAAAAUUAACCCUGAAGACUCUUUUGGUGAAGAUAACCUAGAAAGUGCUAUGCUUCCAAAAAUGUCUAGUGCUACUGCUACAGUCAAAAUUAUACUGGCUCCUGAUGGUGAUGUGGUUACAUUGGCAUUUUCGAUUAGCUUUUCCAUAAGAGACUUGAAAAAUUACUUUGCUUCACAGCUGAAGAUACCUGAAACAAUAAUUCAGAUAAUGUUUGAGGGGCAUGUGGUAAAUGAUCAAGAGACUUUGGUGGAUCUUGGAGUCACACCUCAUGGAACCAUUCAACUUGAUAUGAUUUCUUUGGAUCCAGAAACAUUUCCAGUCAAAGCAUUAAAACUUCAGCAUGACAACAACAUGCCAGAUGUUAUAACUGUCAGGGCGCAAACAGGUGAAGGAUCGUAUAGAGAUUUGGUGGUGGAAAUUGAAAGGUUAAAUUACCGUAAACCAUAUCUUGGUGGAUAUCGGCAUAAAGCAACUGGAGUGGUGUUUCACCAUGCUGGGACACAGACAGUACCAAAAAAGAGGCCAGAUAGAGGCGUGGUUGUGUUUUGUAGAGAAACACAGACUGUACAGCACAAGAACAAGACCCAGCAGUCUAGGAAUACAAUGUCGACACAGAUGACAAAGAUUGGUUGUUAUGUAUCAAAUGUAACAGAUAAAUUAAUUACACCAAAGAGAUACACGACAGCUGAAGAACUUCAUGCUCAACAACUUAAAGCAAUUAUAGUUAUUCAGACAUACUUUCGACGUUUUCAUGCCAGAAAAGUUGUGCAGCAACUUAGGGAGGAAAAAAACCUUAGGCUUGAAUGGGAAGGAAAGGAAGAUUUAAGGAAAAAAAAAGAAAAGGAGGAUCAGUUGAGAAGAGAUUAUGAACGUCGGAUGAAUCCAAAAACAAAAGAUGAUUUUGACCUUCUGUAUCAUGCCCUUGAAUCCUGGAGAAAAGAAGAAUUGGAGUGCAUUAACCAAACAUACACUGGAGCUGAAAGGAAAGCAGCUCUCUGUGCACUUCUAGAGCAGGAAACACAGUUAAUAGCCUCUAUUGGCAGACAUAAGAUAAAUGCCAAUGAAGAAAACCAGCAAGAAGCCAUACAGGUCCUCUUGAAUAAGUGUUCCGAACCAAAAAGGUGGAAAGCAUUUGAUGGGAAAGUGACUGAAAUGGAUACUCAGUACACAAUACGUGCAAGACAACUUCGUGAUAUCUAUACCAGCAUUAACACCCCAUAUUAUAACACAGAUGAAAGACUGGAUGUGCUUUUGACACUUAAACUUACAGUGAAGGAGCAUGACUGUAAACUAACCCAAGAGAUUGUUGAGCUUAUUGACAGAGAAGCUGAUCUAUUAAUGCGCGGGGUACAAAACUGCAACUUAGAAGGGCUGAGGAAAAGGAUAUCAACACUCUUUCUGCAAUACAUAAAAAUUCCGACUUUUAAUCCUGAGGUUGCCAGACUGCUCAAGGUCCCUGAGGACCCUUCAGCCCUGCGCAAAAACAUAUACUUCUGCCCCAGUUGCAAAAACUAUUUGCCAUCCACUGAGUUUUCCCUUUCGUCCAUUGCGCGUACUGUGGGACGGUGUCGCAAAUGUUCUAAAUUAGACAAUGAAGCCAGAGACAGAGAAGAAUUUUCUAAAUAUAAAACAUUAUUGAAACAACUUAAACAAUCUGAAGCAGAAUAUGGUGAUGGAAGUAGAAUUGCAUUUUUGCUUCAGCAACAAGACCUGAAGUAUUUAGUUGAGAAUAUCUGGGCUGCACACUCAGUACUCAGUGCUUGUGACGACCUCAAUGAUUUGGUUGUGGUAAGGUGGGAUAAGUACUUUGAAUGGUCUCCUUGGAAUUGCAUUCUGCUUACAAAAGAUGAAGCAGCCGCUCAUCUAAAACUUACCAAUGCUGAAAAGGCUUAUGGAGUUGUUUUUAUUCGCAAGAUCAAACACAGGCACACCCUUGCCAAGAACUAUUUUGCUCAGAUUCCAGAGAUGGCACCAUUUCUGAAUGCAGAGAAGUCUAAUCAAAAUCCUACAAAAAACUUUCUUAAUUAAUCAAACAAUGAAUUAAACAAUUUCACACUU
This is a messenger RNA of Xenopus laevis (African clawed frog), 2764 nucleotides long. RefSeq names its product IQ motif and ubiquitin domain containing L homeolog (gene iqub.L). Lineage: Eukaryota; Metazoa; Chordata; Amphibia; Anura; Pipidae. Gene Ontology annotation, biological process: flagellated sperm motility; cilium assembly. Bases 173 to 2734 code for a protein of 853 amino acids. The record is from RefSeq and is a predicted model, not a curated record. The transcript is spliced from 13 exons. Gene Ontology annotation, cellular component: acrosomal vesicle; motile cilium.